Megachile rotundata (alfalfa leafcutting bee) is the source of this 408-nucleotide messenger RNA. Its product is annotated as cuticle protein 7-like. Gene Ontology annotation, cellular component: extracellular matrix. Lineage: Eukaryota; Metazoa; Arthropoda; Insecta; Hymenoptera; Megachilidae. The record is from RefSeq and is a predicted model, not a curated record.
AUGAGCAAGUUCCUCUUAAUUUCUGCCAUACUGGCAGUGGCGGCGGUGCACAGUACACUGGCAGGACACGCUCACAGUUUCGCACACUUCCACGGCCCCGUGGAGGGCCACGCAGAGGAAAUCUCCUACCACGGAAAACACGGACAUCACCACGAUUACGUAGCUCAUCCAAAGUACGACUUCUCCUACGGCGUCGAUGAUCACCACACUGGCGACCAUCAUGGACAGAAGGAACACAGAGACGGUAAACACGUAUCUGGAGAGUAUACGCUGAAGGAGCCGGGCGGUAACGUGAGAACCGUGAAGUAUCACGCUGAUCCUCACGGAGGAUUCUUCGCCUACGUGCAUAACUCCAACGGCAUUGAUCACUAUGGUGGACACGGACACGACGGGGGACGACACUACUGA